Molecule: messenger RNA, 1074 nt
Organism: Rhineura floridana
Lineage: Eukaryota; Metazoa; Chordata; Lepidosauria; Squamata; Rhineuridae
Gene: SRP19
Product: signal recognition particle 19
Exons: 5
Coding region: 82-705 (207 amino acids)
Biological process (GO): SRP-dependent cotranslational protein targeting to membrane; SRP-dependent cotranslational protein targeting to membrane, signal sequence recognition
Cellular component (GO): signal recognition particle, endoplasmic reticulum targeting
Molecular function (GO): 7S RNA binding
Source: RefSeq, a predicted model, not a curated record
AGGAGGAGGUCCCGGGUCCCCGCUUACGGGUUUUCUUUGGCGGUUCCCCGCCAGUUCUGCCGGCUCUGGGUUGGGGAUUUCAUGGGCCGCAGGCUUGUUCACGGGGAAGUGUCUGGGCCGGUAAUUCAGACUGUGGGACGAGACCUCCCUUUGACAGGAGGGCCCCAGCAGAGAGUGUGUCCAGGUUCUGGCGCUCGAACGCGUUGCCGAGGAAGGGAAGAGAGGGUGCUUGUUGCCUUUUACAUGGCUGUUCUUCGCUUGGUGGUGUCGCUCUUGGUCCUCUGCUUCUGCGACAGCCCUUUAACAACACGGUUCAUCUGUAUAUAUCCUGCCUAUAUAAAUAACAAGAAGACAAUAGCAGAAGGAAGAAGAAUACCUCUUGAUAAAGCAGUUGAAAAUCCAACAUCUACAGAAAUCCAAGAUGUAUGUGCAGCAGUUGGACUUAAUGUACUUUUGGAGAAAAACAAAAUGUAUCCCAGGGAGUGGAACCGUGAUGCACAGUAUAGAGGUAGAGUGCGCAUUCAGCUCAAGACAGAAGAUGAUAAACCAUGUCAACCUCAGUUUCCAACACGUAAGGCAGUGAUGCUAUAUGCAGCAGAAACAAUUCCUAAACUAAAAACAAGGACACAGAAAAUGGGAAGCAGUGACCAGAAUCUACAGCAAGGAGAGGGAGGUAAAAAAGGAAAAGGAAAGAAGAAGAAAUGAGAGUGACUGGCACUGUAUGAUAUAUCAAGAUAACUAUGGAUGAAAGACAUUGACAUCUUACCUGAAUGCUGAAGAAACAAAGAACUGUCAAAGCUGUUUCAUUGUUUCCUGGACUGGACUGCAUUUAAUAAUGCAGUUGAUCAAUUUGUGGUAUCUAGGAAUACCUACUUUUGUACUUGCAACAAAUGCAAAAGAGGUUGUCUUCUCAGUAUGUAAAAAUUCAUUUAAAAUGCAUGCAGCUAAUACUUUAUAAGGCUGGUUGGCUUAGAUUGAGAUUGGUAAAGAUGACAGUGGAAUAUGUUGUAUGGAGCUCCCAAAUUGAUUCCCCCCCCCAUUAUGAAAAUAAAGGAAAUUCCAUCUUUGAAUUAA